CCACCCCUCUGUCCAAGUAUACCACGUCCACCGCUACCCCUCUGUCAAAGUAUACCACGUCCACCACCACCCCUCUGUCCAAGUAUACCACGUCCACAUCCACCCGACUGUCCAAGUAUACCACAUCCACCUCCACCCCUCUGUCCAAGUAUACCACGUCCACCACCACCCCUCUGUCCAAGUAUACCACGUCCACCGCCACCCCUCUGUCAAAGUAUAUCACGUCCACCACCACCCCUCUGUCCAAGUAUACCAAGUCCACCGCCACCCCCCUCUGUAUUAAAAAUGUAUAAAACAUCAGUUUAAAAUGCAUACAUUUUUACAAAAUAUUUGGGAGGAAAUUGUCAAGGUCCUACCUUUUCCCAGAGGUUGUUUCUCCAUGUGCUGGCAUCCAUGUUGGAUUCCUGCAGAGCAUGGUGGGAAUCUUUUUAUGCCUUCUGGUCUCUG
Molecule: messenger RNA, 447 nt
Organism: Staurois parvus
Lineage: Eukaryota; Metazoa; Chordata; Amphibia; Anura; Ranidae
Source: the annotation of a GenBank genome assembly